Molecule: messenger RNA, 579 nt
Organism: Rotaria sp. Silwood2
Lineage: Eukaryota; Metazoa; Rotifera; Eurotatoria; Philodinida; Philodinidae
Source: the annotation of a GenBank genome assembly
AUGCAUUCACCAUUUUGGUCUUAUCCACCUUCACCAUUUUAUUCAACAACAACAACAACAACUACUACUCCAUCAAACUUUUAUUCAUAUCCUUAUAUUCAAUCACCGUAUAAUCCACAUAUGAUGAUGAAUUCAUCAAUGCAAACAAGUUUAAAUUCAUCAUCGGGAUAUGAAAGUGCAACCAAUGAGACAAGUUUAGUUGAUCCAAGUUUUUCAAAUCCAUCAUUUGUUAUGAAGGAAUCAAAUUCAUAUGCUAUGUAUAAAGAGUCCGAUCAAAUUGAUGAUGAAGAAAGUGAAAAUAGUAUGUCGACAACAAUGGAUGAGAAGAAUUAUUUCAGUCGAAAGAAACGUCGUGUACUCUCACGUCCACAACGACAAGAAGCAAAUCGACGUGAACGUCAUCGUAUGGAAAUAAUAAAUCAAGCUUAUGAAGAUUUAAGAAAUGUACUUCCAUUUAAAAAAGGCCGAAAACGUCAAAAAAUGUCUCGUAUGGAUACAGUUGAUGGUGCUAUUCAAUAUAUUCAUUCACUUCUUGAAACACUUCAUGGACCAAAUUAUGACCCUGAUUGGGCUAAGUGA